AAAACAAGACUGACUGGUACAUACUGCGUCAUAAUUCGUUGUGCUGUGAAGGCAACAGUACGAGUUAUACAGUCCGGAAAAAUUUUUUCUGAACGAAGAAAAUUCUAAGAUGGCAAGGUUGAUGUGUCAAACAGCUGUAAGACAACUUCUUCGAGGCAGAGGAACUUCACUCCCACUCUCACGACUGGCAAGCAACGAAGCUGUGUCUUCUUCUACGGAUGAUUUGAAGGUCAGAAGAAGCGACUCUCUUGCGAAACCAUUGAUGCAAAGACAAGGCCAUUUGCUGUCAAAUCCAAGAACUGAAUACAGAACAGUCUACAAGUACCAAGGCAAAAUCAAGGCAGUCAUUUUGGACUGGGCUGGUACAGUUUUGGACUGCGGUGUGUAUGCGCCAGCAGUUGCUUUUGUUGAAGUUUUCAAAAAUGAAGGGGUCCCAAUCACGAUGGAUGAAGCAAGAGAACCCAUGGGUACUUACAAGAAGGUCCAUAUCAGAAAGAUAACACAUCAAGAGUCUGUAAGGCAAAGAUGGUUUGAGAAGUUUGGAAAGUACCCUGAUGAAGAAGAUGUUGAAAGAAUGUUCGAUAACUUUGUUCCUACACAGCUGGCUUGUUUACGUCAGUAUUCAAAAAUGAUUGACGGGGCAGUUGAUACAGUCAAACACAUGCAGAAGAACAUGGGAAUGAAAAUUGGCUCAACUACUGGCUUUACUAAAGACAUGGUUGAUAUUUUGAGAGAAAUUGCCAAAGAAGCUGGGUAUGUUCCAGAUGCCUAUUUUGCUGCAGAUGAAGUUCCCCAGGCAAGACCCUACCCUUAUAUGGUUUGGGCAAACUGCAUCAAGCUUGACGUAAAUCCAAUUCAAGCAGUAGUGAAAGUUGAUGACACUGCUGAUGGUGUUAGAGAAGGCAUUUUAGCUGGAUGUUGGAGUGUAGGACUGGCAAGAACGGGAAACUAUGUGGUGAAUGAAGAGGAGAUUUCAAAAUUGUCUGCUGAAGAUUAUGAAAGAAGGCUUGAAAGGUCUUAUGGCAUCUUGGCUAAUGCUGGGGCCCAUUAUGUUAUUGACACAAUCAAUGAUUUGCCACCAGUUAUUGACGACAUCAACAGGAGGCUUGCUGCUGGUGAAAGCCCAUAAGAUGUAGAUUAUAUGCAUCUAAGGUCAAGCUAUUAACAGUUUGAAUAACUUAUUACCAAAAUGCCAUAAGCAGCGCUAUAUGACCUCUUUUACAAGUUUUUUCAUUGCGCAGCGUUUUAAUUGGUUGUGGAUUUUGUUCUCAAAUUUUAUUUAGUUAGAAUGUAAUUUUUGUAUUUAAGUUUAUCAUUUUGAAGAAUGAUUUGAUAAUUUAGAGGAUUUUGGAUGUUUGAAGGAUUUAAGGUAAGAAAUUGGUAUUAAGAUGAAAAGUAAUCCAAAUGUAAUGAAUUAGGCAUAGUGUUUUAUUUCAAUAUUCUGAGGGGGUGAGGGGGAAUAGUCUAGGCAUAGUGCUUUUUUUGAAAGAAAAAGAUGUCAGUAAAAGCUGAAGAAUAUUGUUAAUAAAAUCAUAAUCAUAUUCAACCAAGGUCAGAAAUUAUAAUUAGCAGAAGCUCUGAACAAGUUUGGCUAUCAUUUAUUGGCAAUACUAUAUACUGAAACGUGGGGAUCAUUCCCCUUUUGCCAUUUGCCUAGCAGAGGCUAAACAUUUAGUAGGACUUAGUAUGGGGCUUGCUCCAAUAUUGUUGUUUCAUUGUGAUUGUAAUGCCUGAAUUUGCCUGAAAUUCAUAACAUUUAUCUGAUUUGGGGGAGGGGGGCAGCACCUUAGAAAGAAUUGGCUUUUGUCUCUUUUUUCUGGCAUUGGUUUACUGUUUGAGGAGUACGUUUUUGAGAACAGAUCAGAUAAUUUUUUUGUUGGGAUGGUCCAUACCAUUUUUCUCCAAGGUAGACUUAUAUUAUUUCCUGAAAUCUAAAUGUUGUAAAUAUUGUUUUUCAAAGCUUUGUGUUCAAUGCUUUUGUUUGUUAGAUAUCUAUAUCAUGUUUUAGAAUUUUUUGGUUUGAAAUUAAACUUGAACUAGAAACGUUUAAUGGAUUUUUCUUGCAUAUUAGCUUUGGCAAAAAAUGUUCUUGUAAUCAGGGAUCACGGAAAACUGUCAGAUUUUUAUAAAUUUGAUAAAUAACUUUACCGUCUACAACUGCAAAGUAUAAAGAGUGCAUCAA
Rhopilema esculentum is the source of this 2182-nucleotide messenger RNA. RefSeq lists its product as uncharacterized. Gene Ontology annotation, cellular component: cytosol. Gene Ontology annotation, biological process: dephosphorylation; organic phosphonate catabolic process; DNA repair. Gene Ontology annotation, molecular function: phosphonoacetaldehyde hydrolase activity; phosphoglycolate phosphatase activity. The record is from RefSeq and is a predicted model, not a curated record. Lineage: Eukaryota; Metazoa; Cnidaria; Scyphozoa; Rhizostomeae; Rhizostomatidae.